Messenger RNA from Drosophila persimilis, 1013 nucleotides. RefSeq names its product bax inhibitor 1. Gene Ontology annotation, biological process: negative regulation of endoribonuclease activity; negative regulation of RNA splicing; cellular response to unfolded protein. The transcript has a single exon. Gene Ontology annotation, cellular component: mitochondrial membrane. The record is from RefSeq and is a predicted model, not a curated record. NCBI's taxonomy places the organism in Eukaryota, Metazoa, Arthropoda, Insecta, Diptera, Drosophilidae. Gene Ontology annotation, molecular function: enzyme binding. The coding region runs from base 27 to 761 and encodes 244 amino acids.
UUGAACAAAAACAAAAUUGAGAAAAAAUGGCUCAAGCUACAGCACAGAAAAUUAACGGACGCUUUCAGACCUUUAUGAAAGGCCUCAACGAUCGCUACGAGCCACAUGUGCGCCAGCACCUGGCGAAGGUGUACAUGGUCUUGGGAAGCACCGUAGCCGCGUCCACUGUGGGAGCCCUCUGCCAGAUGCACGAAGUUCUAGAUCUCGGUAUACUGGCUGCCCUGGCCACGCUGGUUCUGGCAUUCGGUCUGCACAUCUACAUGGAUGAUGGCAAGAACUAUCGCACACGCUUGAGCAUGCUCUAUGCCCUUGGAUUUUGCUCGGGCCAGACAUUGGGACCGCUGUUGAGCUACAUAAACAGCAUCAAUCCGUCGAUUAUCGUCACAGCCCUCACUGGCACUUUGGUCAUUUUUCUAUCACUCUCGCUGGCCGCACUCCUGGCCGAGCAGGGCAAGUAUUUGUAUCUGGGCGGAAUGUUAUUAAGCGUUGUCAGCACCAUGGUCCUUCUGAGCCUCUUCAACAUGAUAUUCCAGUCGUACAUGGUUCAAGUGACUCAACUCUAUGUGGGAGUAUUCGUGAUGGCCGGUUUUGUAGUCUACGACACCCAAAACAUAGUAGAGAAGUGCCGCAAUGGGAACCGCGAUGUCGUACAACAUGCCCUGGAUCUGUUCUUGGACCUAUUUUACAUGUUCCGCCGUUUGCUCGUGAUCCUGACCCAGAAGGAGGAGCGAAAGCAAAAGGAACGCCGCGGGAGGAACUAAGGUCCGGCGGUAGCAGCACAGCACAACCAAAUAGAUACAUCUACCAUAUAAACACUACCAAACUGAUUAGGUUCGAAAAUUGGCCGUUUUUUCAAUUAACUUUCGGCUCAAAAGGCAACCUAAAAUAAACCACAAGUUAAAGCCAGUUCACUCCCAAUGACCAUAAUACACGAAGAUCGGACAUAUAUGUUUAUAUAACUGCCUGAGAUAUUGCAAUAACUUGGUGAUACUUUGAUAACUUUGGCUGUUCCA